AUGGUUUUAGGCGAGUGGCAGCACUCUGGCUACAGACAAGUCGCCGAUAAAAAGCUUGGAUUCCAGUGCAUCACCUGUCCGUCCCAUCGUAAACUCGUCCCACCCGAGACGUCCAGUCAGCCGGGGCCCAUCUGCAUUCCCAUUCGCAGUGACUGGCCAAAGUGGCCGCUCCACUCCAAGGUUAAGGUGGCUUUCGGUCCUAGACUUAGUCCUUGUCCAGAGGGCAGGGCAGAGCCGAACAGAAACAGCCGAGCUCAGCCAGACAGACGCGGUGACCUAAAUCAGCCCCAGUCAUGUCUGGACACAGCCAGAGCGAAGCAGACGGAGAGGAAGACAGAGCGAGAGAGAGAGAGCGAGAGCGACCCACACGUACUGACUCGAACAUAUACUCGCACUACGGGAUGGAGAGAAAUGAAGGAGGCUGUAAGGGGAGGGGGAGGCAGAGUUGUCUCUCUCUCCCUCUCUCGCUCUUUUUUCGCCACCGCUUUAUUUUGUUCCAAUUGCUGGUGUUUAUAUUCACCGUAUGUCUGCGCUGAUCUCCACCAUUGCUGCACAUCGAAACGUAGAGUCGGUGUCCCCCUCACCUCCCCCGUUUGCACUGUUGGGUCCAGUAAGAAAAUCCUGCUCCAGUGUACCACAAGUCAUGGGGGAAGACAGGGCUUUGGAAGGAGAAAGAAAACCUUUGUUAUUUUCUGUCCAUGGAGAAGUAUGUGAAGGCAUAAAUUCAUAAUGUCUCUCCAAGAAACUUAUAUGUUGUUGGGAAAGCUAUUUUAAAAAAAACUAGCUUGCCAAGGUAAGACACAUUUAAACUAGUUAAACUCUAUAAGAUAGCAAGCAAUAAGCAGAUAUUGACUGAAUCUACUUAAAAGUGUAGUAAAACCCCAAAAAACUGAAAAUUCUGUCAUUAUUUACUCACCCUCAUGUCAUUCAAAACCUGUAUUUCUUUCCUUCUUCUGUGGGACACAAGGUUUUGAUGAUCAGUAGAAACCAAAGAGUUUUGGUAA
Molecule: messenger RNA, 1004 nt
Organism: Sinocyclocheilus rhinocerous
Lineage: Eukaryota; Metazoa; Chordata; Actinopteri; Cypriniformes; Cyprinidae
Exons: 4
Coding region: 1-714 (237 amino acids)
Source: RefSeq, a predicted model, not a curated record